AUGAUUGGCCAAAUCAGAGCGUCGACCAGAACCAUUGGACGGAGGUUCCUAUCUGAUGCUUCAGGUGCUGUGAAGCAACGGCCAAAGAAGCACUCGAAACUCGGUGUACUGGCGGGCUUUGUUGUUGGUACAGCUGGUGGGUUCUACUGGGCGUUGAACUCCACGCUUUCGAAUCCUCCAGAGUUCCUCUUCCCACUGUCGUCGUCUACAAGGCUUUGUGAUAUUCCUUCUCCUUGCUAUGCCACCAAGUGGGACUUUGAGCUGGCACUGGAGGAGCUGAGGGCCCACUUCCCGGAGGAUGCGAUUUCAAGUAGUGUGACUGAUAUUGAGAACCACACCACGAAUAACUAUACGCUUCAUGCUCCUGAGCCCAGUCAGAGGCCAAGAGUGGUGGUUUACCCGAGUAGCACCGACGAUGUGGUCAAGGUGAUGCAGAUUGCUCACGAGUACCGAGUUCCGGUGGUUCCAUACGGAGGAGGAACGUCUAUUGAGGGACAGUACGUUGCAACACGUAGGGGCAUCACACUAGACCUCUCGAGGAUGAACAACGUGAUAAGCUACAACAAGGACGAUAUGGAUAUCACUGUGCAGGCUGGUGUUGGCUGGCAAGACAUCAAUGAGCUUGUUGGUAGUGAUGGGCUCAUGUUAGGACCAGAUCCUGGCCCUGGUGCUACAUGUGCAGGCAUGGUUGCCUGCUCUUGUUCUGGUACGAAUGCGCAUCAUUACGGUACCAUGAAGGAGAACGUUGUUAACUUGAAAUUGGUGUUGCCGGAUGGACAAGUCAUCAAGACAAGACGUAGACCGAAAAAAAGCUCUAAUGGGUAUAACCUGACUGGCUUGCUCAUUGGCUCCGAGGGAACAUUGGGAAUCGUUACAGAGGUAACGGUGAAGCUCCAUGUAAAGCCCAAGUUUGAAACAGUUGCCGUUGUGCCAUUCAAAAGCAUCAACGAUGCCACUGUCGCUGUCACGAAACUGAUCCAAGAGGGGAUCCCGUUGAACGCUGUUGAACUGCUCGAUGAAAGAAUGAUGAAAGCAAUCAACUUUUCAGGACAAACAUCUAGAAAAUGGGAUGAGCAACCAACACUGUUCUUCAAGCUUGGCUCUGGUCAUAAGAAUAUCCUGAAUGAGAUCGUCAAAUCCGUGAAACAGGUGACUAAAGACACUGGUGGUCAAAGUUUCCAAGUGGCAAGAAACGAGCAGGAAUGUACAGAGCUUUGGAGCGCACGGAAAUCCAUCUUUUGGUCAUCCAUUGACUAUGGAAGAUCAGUCAUCUCUCCAGAUGUGAAGGUGUGGUCUACGGAUGUUGCAGUUCCAAUGUCAAACUUGUCGAGAAUGAUUGAAGAGACUGUAAAGGACUGCGAUGCAUCCGGUCUGUACACAACAAUCGUGGGCCACGUUGGCGAUGGUAACUUCCAUUGCCUGUUGAUGUACGAUUCCAAAGAUGAAAAACUCGCUAUGGAUUUAGCAGAUAGAAUGGUCACGAGAAGCUUGAAGUAUGACGGAACUUGUUCCGGUGAACAUGGCAUUGGUACCUCAAAGAGACACCAUCUGGUUCAGGAGUUGGGAGAGGAUACCAUCGACGUUAUGAGAAAGAUCAAAAUGGCAAUAGACCCUCUCAGAAUUAUGAAUCCAGAUAAGAUAUUCAAGAUUGAUCCUAAUGAUAGGGCAAAGUAA
Williopsis jadinii is the source of this 1674-nucleotide messenger RNA. RefSeq names its product FAD-binding oxidoreductase. Lineage: Eukaryota; Fungi; Ascomycota; Saccharomycetes; Phaffomycetales; Wickerhamomycetaceae. The coding region runs from base 1 to 1674 and encodes 557 amino acids. The record is from RefSeq and is a predicted model, not a curated record. The transcript has a single exon. Gene Ontology annotation, biological process: lactate catabolic process. Gene Ontology annotation, molecular function: D-lactate dehydrogenase (NAD+) activity; FAD binding; D-lactate dehydrogenase (cytochrome) activity. Gene Ontology annotation, cellular component: mitochondrion.